This is a messenger RNA of Sinocyclocheilus rhinocerous, 6182 nucleotides long. Its product is annotated as protein unc-13 homolog B-like. The transcript is spliced from 42 exons. Gene Ontology annotation, biological process: dense core granule priming; synaptic vesicle priming; synaptic transmission, glutamatergic. Lineage: Eukaryota; Metazoa; Chordata; Actinopteri; Cypriniformes; Cyprinidae. Gene Ontology annotation, molecular function: syntaxin-1 binding; phospholipid binding; calcium ion binding. The coding region runs from base 1 to 6102 and encodes 2033 amino acids. The record is from RefSeq and is a predicted model, not a curated record. Gene Ontology annotation, cellular component: presynaptic membrane; terminal bouton; presynaptic active zone cytoplasmic component.
AUGUUCUCCCGCAACCGCUGCAAUGGUCAGGAUGGCACGGGUGUCCCUCAGUAUCCCCGACCCAAAAAGAAAACUGCAGUGCCAAAGAGAAGACAGCCAAAUCCCAAAGUUGCUCUGGUGUUGCGUGGGAAAAUUCAUCGUUUCUUGCAGGGAUCUGCAGAUCAUACUGUCCAGCCUUCUGGUCUUUACUAUGCUGGAAUUGAAGAAGAGGAUGAAGAGGGGGAAGAGGAUGUUGAAAAAUUGCAGAAUUACGACAGGAGAGGAUUAGCUUCAGCAGAGGUCUGCUGCUCACCUCAGGUGCCAAAUGGACAUGGGCUGGGAGCAGUUUCUGGGGCACCUUGCGUUGGGGAAGUGGAACUAAAUCGAGAAGGAGGCAUCAGGAUUCCUUGCACUUUGCAGCAUAAUAGUAAUUCAACAGUAGUUCAAAACCAAAUGACCCAAGAUCUAAAUGGGACUAGGUUUUCAUCUGGAAGAGGACUUGAUGGUGAGCCUAAAAGACAGACGGAGACUUUGCUGUGCAGGUUAAAUAUGGCGAUGCUGGAUGAAGUCGUGGAGGGGAAUAAUGAGGACUAUCAAGAGGAAGAAUCAAGUGCUAUCGUUGAGCACAUUCUGAAGGAAUUGCGAGGGAUCAACAAAAUUCAAGAGGAGAUUUCAGACUUGAGGGAGUACCUGUCAUCUGUUCGUGGUUCUGUCGAGGAGGUCUCUAGCUGUGUGGAUGCCGUCUUAAUGGAGAUUGAAUGCAUGCGGUCUGGAAACAAAUCUGGUGUAGAGACUUGGCCAGGAACAAUGGGUGGCACUGAGAGUCACUCCCACCACACACACAAAUCAAAUAACACUGUUAGUAUAGGCUGCUACAAGCCUUACGCUGUUGAAUCCUCAAGUAGCUGUGGUGAUAUACUCUCAGAAUAUCAAGUUGUUUAUGGGAAGCACAAAGAGGCACCAAGGCAGUCUGCUUUCACUAGUGUUGAGACUUCAAACCACAAUGAACACCAUCCUUUUACAAAAGAAGCAUCUAAUCAAAGGUCUGAUGGAUCUCAAGGUGCAGGGAGUAGGAAGCUUAGCUUUGGUGGUCUUGAGCGCCAGGAUGGACAGGACUGUCCAAGCACCAGUUCCCUAUCUCCGGGUCAGAGUUCCAAGUCUGAAUCUGAUCCAGAAAGACCCACCUCUGGACAUGGCAAAGCAGGGAGUGAAAGUCAGACCUGGAACCCAGUGGCUUUAAAACACAGCGGGAGUGGAGAGAUCGGUUGGAGCGAAGAUGAUUCUUGCUCCAGACAAGCCAGUUUUGAAGAGGCAGAGUGCUGCACAGGUGAAGUGAACAGCUGGGACCCAUCAAGAGCCGUAAGUACUUGUAUGAUGGGCACCUCAGAUCAAAUAUCCGUAGUAUCUGGUAAACACUACAACUCUCCUGUUAGUACAAGCAAUAGAGAAGAUUGGAAGCUGUAUGAUGCAGAAAUGCUCCCUGAAGAACCUGGUUUGGGCUGCCAUAAUUGCAAUGCAGAUGGUAAAUGUCCUCAGAGCUCUGUUUAUCAGAAUGACAUUUAUCACAUGUUGUCUUCUUCUGAAAAUUGCGUAGUUCCAUUUAAAAGUCAGUCAAUAGAAAGUGUGAUUAUUGAGCCAUCCAGGAACCUUCUAUGUGAAGGUACAUCACUCUGUAAUCAAAAUGUCCCUGAUUGGAAGCCAGACUCUGCUGAUGACAGUAAUGUGGCGUUUAAUGUAAAAAAGUUUGGUAGAGCAGUUCUUGACUUCAGAACUGCCUUGCGGGGAGCUCUGAAGAAGAUGGAUGGAACUAGUGAUACUUUGCCUGGUGAAAGGGUUGAAGUCCAUACGCCGAUUUUCCCGUGUGAGGAACAACAAGGAAUGGUAAAUGUUGUAAAUACUGAGACACCAAAAUUAGAGAUGCCUCACAUGGAGACUACACAAAUAGAAAUAAAUUAUUCUGAGCGGCCUCAAGCCAUCAGUACUGAGAAAGGUUUCGUAGAAAUACCUCAAUGCAUCUCCACCAAAGCAAAUCCUGGAUCACCUCCCCACCAGCAUAAUAUUGAAGAUUCAGAACAUCCAAAAUCUCCAGGGUUGGACUCAUCCACAAGUAAUGCAUCAGAUGCUACAUCUGGACAUCCAACCGAUGCUCAUUUACCACAGUGUUUCUCUACAGACAUUAUCCCAGACUCUUUUUCCCCCGAGGAACUAGCAGUUGAAGAGGAGCGGAGAACACUAGUAGGGGAAACGCAGUCUCCUACUGAGUCCUCUACAGACGGAGGUAGUGAAGCAGAGCUUAGUCAGCGGGAAGCACGUCGUCUGAAGUGCCUCAGGGGUUUCCAGCAGAUUCUAAGGGAGAAGAGAGAGUCCAGAAGACAACUCAGUAUAGUGACCAUGUCAACAUUUUCUGAAGAUGAUUUGAACCCAGAUGGAAGCCAGCAUGAAGAUCAGAAUAUCAAUGGAGACCAUAACAAACAUCCAUGGGCCAAACCUGGGGGAGGAGGAAUAUUUGGCAUUGAUAGCAUGCCUGACCUUAGGAAAAAGAAGCCUAUCCCCUUGGUUAGCGAAGUGGCCAUGUCUCUUGUGCAGUCCAGGAAAGCAGGGAUCUCGCAUGCAUUAGCUGCACGCUCUUCACUAAAGGAUGAAGAACUGAAGAAUCACGUGUACAAGAAGACACUCCAGGCUCUGAUUUACCCUAUUUCUUGCACAACACCCCAUAACUUUGAAGUGUGGACGGCCACUACGCCCACCUACUGCUAUGAGUGUGAGGGUUUGUUGUGGGGUAUUGCGCGGCAGGGCAUGCGCUGUUCAGAGUGUGGUGUCAAAUGCCACGAAAAAUGCCAGGAGCUUCUCAAUGCAGACUGUUUACAGAGAGCUGCUGAGAAGAGCUCCAAAACAGGAGCAGAGGACAGAACCCAGCAUAUCAUAUCGGCCAUGAAGGACCGCAUGAAGAUCCGAGAGAGGAACAGGCCUGAAAUCUUUGAGAUGAUAAGGCUUGUGUUCAGUGUGACUAAACUGAACCAUGCUCAGCAGAUGAAGGCCAUCAAGCAGACUGUUCUUGAUGGAACAUCAAAAUGGUCUGCCAAAAUCUCCAUCACAGUGGUGAGUGCUCAGGGCCUGCAGGCUAAAGACAGAACUGGUUCCAGUGAUCCAUAUGUGACCGUUCAGGUUGGCAAGACUAAGAAGAGAACCAAAACUAUCUACGGUAACCUUAACCCUGUGUGGGAGGAGACGUUCAACUUUGAGUGCCACAAUUCAUCUGACCGCAUUAAACUGCGUGUAUGGGAUGAAGAUGACGAUAUAAAGUCUCGUGUGAAGCAGCGUCUGAAGAGGGAAUCUGAUGACUUUUUGGGUCAGAGCAUUAUCGAGGUCCGAACCCUCAGCGGAGAAAUGGAUGUCUGGUACAACCUUGAAAAACGCACAGACAAGUCAGCGGUAUCAGGGGCCAUCAGACUGCAGAUAAGUGUGGAAAUUAAAGGGGAAGAGAAAGUGGCCCCUUAUCAUGUUCAGUACACUUGUUUGCACGAGAAUUGUUUUCACUUUGUGACAGACAUUGAAGGACAAGGUGUGGUGAAGUUGCCCACAGCACGAGGAGAUGAUGCCUGGAAGGUCUACUUUGAUGAGGUUGCUCAGGGUAUUGUAGACGAGUUUGCCAUGCGCUACGGAAUAGAAUCCAUCUAUCAGGCCAUGACGCAUUUUGCAUGUCUGUCCUAUAAAUACAUGCUGCCUGGUGUCCCUGCGGUAAUGAGCACACUCCUGGCCAACAUCAACGCAUUCUACGCUCAUCCCACCUCAGUCACCAAUGUCUCCGCCUGUGACCGCUUCACUGCCUCCAACUUUGGGAAAGAUCGGUUUGUUAGACUGCUGGAUCAGCUCCAUAACUCUCUCCGUAUUGACCUGUCAACAUACAGAAAUAAUUUCCCAGCCAGCAGUAAACCACGUCUAGCAGAUCUCAAAUCCACAGUGGAUUUGCUGACUAGCAUUACAUUCUUCAGACUGAAGGUUCUGGAACUGCAGUCUCCCCCUCGUGCCGCCCAUGUGGUCAGGGACUGUGUGAAAGCAUGCCUCAACUCCACAUAUGAAUACAUCUUUAACAACUGCCAAGAGCUGUACAACAGACAGUUCCAGCCGGCCGUGGAGCCUAAACCACAAGAAAAGAAAGAGGGAGAAGAGGGUGAAGAAGAGGAAGACAAAAAGGAUGAGAAAGAGGAGGAACAUGCUGCUGUAGAGGAACCAGGACCAAGCAUACAGAAUUUGGACUUCUGGCCCAAACUCAUCACCUUAAUAGUUUCCAUCAUAGAGGAGGACAGGAACUCCUACAGCUCAAUCAUCAAUCAGUUUCCUCAGGAGCUGAAUGUGGGGAAGGUCAGUGCCGAGGUCAUGUGGACACUCUUUGCUCAGGACAUAAAGUAUGCACUGGAAGUUCUUAAUCAUAUCGUCUACAAACAUUGGAAGAAUGCACCUGCCACAUUCCAUAUUCGCAGACUUGAUUUUUAUGCUGAGCAUGAGAAGCUGAGGUUUUGUAAAAGUGCGGACUACAUGAAUCUGCAUUUCAAAGUCAAAUGGCUCUACAACGAAUACGUCUGUGACCUGCCCGCCUUCUCCGACACCGUCCCAGAGUACCCAUCGUGGUUUCUGCCAUUUGUUCUCCAGUGGCUGGGUGAGAAUGAAGAAGUGUCGAUGGAGUUUAUGCAUGGAGCCCUUGAGAGGGAUAAAAGAGAGGGGUUCCAGCAAACAUCUGAGCAUGCCCUGUUUUCCUGUUCAGUCGUGGACAUCUUCACUCAGCUCAACCAAAGCUUUGAGAUCAUCAAGAAAUUAGACUUUCCUGAUCCUGCAGUGGCUGCCCAGUACAACCGACGAUUUGCCAAGACUAUCACCAAAGUGCUCCUGCAGUAUUGUGCUAUUCUAACCAAGGGUUUCUCCUCGUACUGCGAGAAAGAAAAGACACCCUGUGUGUUGAUGAACAACGUUCAACAGAUGCGUGUGUUGUUGGAGAAGAUGUUUGAAUCUAUGGGGGCCAAACAGUAUAUUGUUGAGGAAGAGCUGCUGGAGAAUGAGGAGGAGCCUGAGGACGAUGAGGAGGAGGCCAUCACUGAUGAUGAAGGCAAUGAGUCGGAUGAAUCAGAUGCUAAGUCUGGAAUUUCGGAUUCAGAAGGAUCAGAGCUUGACAGGCAGAAGUCUGUUGCUAAGAAAGAAAAGGGGGAAAAGAAGGACAAAGAGAAGGAGGAUGAGAACAUGAACACAGAGGUGGGUGAUGGAGCUGAGGGAGCUCAACUUCUUACUGCUGCUAAGGAACUGUCUAAACUAAAGGGAGGGGUGGAGCCAAAAAGCUUGUCACCAAGGCAAUGUGUGAUCGUGGAGACAGCACUGGAUUCAAUCAAGCUCUUCUUCCAUGCUGGUGGGAACGGUUUAAAAAAAGCGUACCUGGAGAAGAGCCCUGAGCUAUCAUCGCUGCGUUAUGCUCUCUCCCUAUACACACAGACCACAGAUGCUCUUAUCAAGGCGUUUGUGACAACACAACAUGCUCAGGUUCAAAAUGGUAUGGGCAUCAGGAUCACCCCCAAGGAGAACGUUCGACCUGACAGAGGCUCUGGGGUUGAGCGGCUGAUUGGGGAGGCAGUGAUUCAGCUGGAUUUGUCGCCCCCAGCUGGAAACACUGAGCAGAAACUCUGUGUCAGAGUGAUUGCGGUAAAUGACAUGAAAUGGCAGACCUCCGGGAUGUUUCGUCCAUUUGUGGAGGUUAACCUGGUCGGCCCACAGCUCACAGAGAAGAAACGAAAAUUCACAACCAAAUCGAAAAACAACAGCUGGACUGCAAAGUACAACGAGGCCUUUCAAUUUGUGUUGGGUAAAGGCGUGAGUCUGGACUGCUAUGAGAUUCAAAUAACGGUAAAGGAUUAUUGUUUCGGUCGUGCGGAUCGGGUGGUCGGGAUCGCAGUACUGCAGCUGCGUGACAUAGCAGACCGGAAAAGCUGCGUGUGCUGGUGCCCCUUGGGCCCGCGUAUCAACAUUGAUGAAACCGGGACCACUGCACUACGAAUCCUCUCUCAACGCUCAACUGAUGAGGUUGCCAAAGAGUUUGUCAAACUAAAAUCUGAGACCAGGCAUGCUGAAGAAGGGAGGUGAAGAUGAAACUCAAGGUUGACCUUAUCAUUAGGAUUAAAGUGGACUGAUUUAAACAGAAGAAACUUAGAAUACGAGACAAA